Messenger RNA from Cucurbita moschata (crookneck pumpkin), 2130 nucleotides. RefSeq names its product protein DETOXIFICATION 46, chloroplastic-like. The record is from RefSeq and is a predicted model, not a curated record. Gene Ontology annotation, biological process: transmembrane transport. Gene Ontology annotation, cellular component: membrane. Gene Ontology annotation, molecular function: xenobiotic transmembrane transporter activity; antiporter activity. The coding region runs from base 6 to 1751 and encodes 581 amino acids. The transcript is spliced from 13 exons. NCBI's taxonomy places the organism in Eukaryota, Viridiplantae, Streptophyta, Magnoliopsida, Cucurbitales, Cucurbitaceae.
CAGAGAUGUUUACGGGCCCCGUCCCGCGCAGUCCACUCCUUCGUCUUCCUCAUGACAGUUCCACCCAAGCUUCUCUCCCAUUCAGUUUCCAGUGCCCAAAAAUGCUUCUCAAACCCUUCCAUGGUUCUUCUUCAGCCACCGCUCAAAUCCACAACCACCAAAUUCUCAGACCUCUACCUCGCCCUUCCCUUCCAUUCACCAACCGAUCUCUCUCCAACUCCGCCGUCCUCUUCCGUUCACUUUCAUCCCCUUCAUAUGUCAAUGUCGUGCCGUCGCGGAUUCGCCGCCGAUUUGCGGUUCCUUACGAAGGUCAUGAGCGGGAAGUCAGUAGCCUCGAGAUUGAGAGCGAAGUCGACGAUGGUUUACAAGCAAAUGAGCAGUCAUUAGGGAACCAAGGUUUGUUGAAUCAGAUGAAGGAGAUCGUAACGUUUACUGGACCUGCUAUUGGUUUGUGGAUUUGUGGACCUUUGAUGAGUCUCAUUGACACUGCCGUUAUUGGCCAGGGGAGCGCCGUUGAGCUUGCUGCUUUAGGCCCGGCUACGGUUCUAUGUGAUUAUACGAGCUACGUGUUCAUGUUUCUUAGUAUCGCAACAUCAAAUAUGGUAGCCACGGCCAUUGCCAAACAGGAUAAAAACGAAGUGCAGCAUCAUAUAUCUAUCUUGCUGUUUGUUGGGUUGACAUCUGGUUUCUUUAUGCUUGUCGCUACCAAACUAUUUGGAUCAGUAGCGCUAACUGCUUUUGCGGGGCCAAAGAAUGCAGACGUCAUACCGGCCGCUAACAGAUAUAUUCAGAUUCGAGGUUUGGCAUGGCCUGCAGUUCUCACUGGAUGGGUUGCACAGAGUGCAAGUCUUGGCAUGAAGGAUUCAUGGGGACCGUUGAAGGCUUUGGCAGUUGCAAGUAUUGUAGAUGGCAUAGGUCAUCUGGUCCUAUGCACGUUUUUAGGCUAUGGUAUUGUUGGUGCUGCUUGGUCAACUAUGGCAUCACAGGUUAUUGCGGCUUAUAUGAUGGUAGGAGCUCUGAACAAGAAAGGAUACAGUGCAUAUUCUCCAUCUGUUCCCUCAACUGGUGAAUUUUUGUCAAUACUUGGCAUCGCUGCUCCCAUUUUUCUAACCAUGAUGUCAAAGGUGGUCUUUUAUUCUCUCCUCAUCUAUUAUGCUACAUCUAUGGGCACACACACCAUGGCUGCUCAUCAGGUCAUGGUUCAAACGUUUUGUAUGUGUACCGUAUGGGGUGAACCUCUUUCUCAAACUGCUCAGUCAUUUAUGCCUGGAUUGAUCAAUGGAGUGAAUCGUAAUUUGGAUAAGGCUCGAAUGCUGCUCAAGUCACUCUUGAUCAUAGGAGCUAUAUUUGGUUUAGUAUUGGGGACCAUCGGAACAUCGGUUCCUCGUUUUUUCCCGAAUCUCUUCACGCCUGAAGAAAAGAUCAUUCAGGAGAUGCACAAAGUGUUGACUCCAUAUUUCUUGGCGCUAGUCAUAACGCCCCCAACUCUUUGCUUAGAAGGGACAUUAUUGGCUGGACGAGACCUAAAAUUUAUUAGUUUGUCAAUGUGUGGAUGCCUUUCUCUUGGUGCCCUCUUAUUGCUGGUAAUUUUCUGUCUCCCAACCUUAAAUCUCAUUCUUGACUGUUCUUUUAUUUCUUCUUCUCUUUGUGCAUCAACUUUACUGCUACUCUCAGGUUAUAAGCAGCAGGGGUUAUGGUUUGGUGGGCUGUUGGUACGCCCUCGUAGGAUUUCAAUGGGCUCGGUUUCUUAGCGCUCUUCGGCGUGUCCUCUCGCCCGAUGGAGUGCUUUACUCUAGUGAUUUAAGCCAUUAUAGACUGGUAAAGCAGAAGGCUGCAUAGGUGACAGUCCAUGCGACCUUACAGUAGGGGCAUAAUUCAAUGCCUUUUCGAUGUCGUCGUUGUUCUGGAUCGAAACCAAAAGGCCGUGAAGCCUGAAGACAGCAUAAAUUAGCCUUAUGAUUUGACAGCAGCUCUUGGAGGUUCUGCUCCUUGGAUGAAGCUGUAACAGAAAACAGAGCAGCUUUAUCUUUGGGUAUAUCUGCUAUGAUGAGCUCGUUGGUAAUUUCUGUCGUAAUUCAUGAUUUGAUUUAUUAUUCAUUCGGUUUGCAGAUUAUUUUGAAAAAAAAAAAA